Molecule: messenger RNA, 1608 nt
Organism: Ambispora gerdemannii
Lineage: Eukaryota; Fungi; Glomeromycota; Glomeromycetes; Archaeosporales; Ambisporaceae
Source: the annotation of a GenBank genome assembly
AUGGAUUCUGCUAAACCAUUCGUCAGCUUUGACGUAAAUACUUACGGAAGUGUAGAAAACGAGAGGAAACAACGUAUUGCCAUUAUUGGAGCUGGAGUAUCUGGUUUGGCGGCUCUCAAACAAUGUCUCGCUGAUAACUUGGAUCCGGUGUGUUUUGAACAGGAUCCAGCUAUUGGUGGGCUAUGGAGAUACGUAGAAGUUGACGAAAAGAAUCCUGAUCCACACUCGUCAAUGUAUAGAUCGGCAAUUAUGAAUACGAGCAAAGAGGCGACAUGUUUCUCUGAUUUCCCAAUUCCAACAAAUUGGCCGACUUAUUUGCCGCAUAAACUUCUACAACAAUACUUGGAAUCGUACGCCGAAAACUUUGAUCUUUACUCAUACAUCAAGUUAAACACCAAAGUCAUCAAAGUCUCUCAAUUAUCUGAUAAUCGCUGGAAAGUCAAAUACCAAUCAAAUGAAACAAUCACGACUACAGAUACCGAUAUAAAUGAAGAAGAAUUCGAUUAUGUGAUCGUAUGCUCUGGCAAAGAGCGUGCUAGUUGGAUUCCUAAUUAUCAAGGAAGAGAUACUUUUGGCGGGAAACAGAUACAUUCACAUAUUUAUCGAGAUCCGAAACAGUUUGAGGAUAAGCGUAUUGUAGUUGUGGGUACUGGAAAUAGUGGAAUAGAAAUAGCCAGUGAAUUGUCACAUUUCGCAUCACAAGUGUAUUUAUGUGCAAGAGAUGGGCGCAUUCCAUGGGUUGUACCUCGUCGACUUUUACAUGGUCUACCACUUGAUCACAGCAUGACACGUAUCAGCUCAUACAUUCCGACCAAAAUAAAAAACAUUAUGUUCGAAGGCCUGUUAAAUAAACUAUCCGGUUCACCCCCACCCGAAAUUAAACCAAAAAUCCCAUUACAUAAAUCAAUAAUCUCUGUGUGCUCUGAAUUUCGGGAACGACUCGAUACCGGCACAAUCAUCCCGAAAAAAAACAUCCGUGAAUUGAAACCAAAUCGCGAAAUAGAAUUGAUAGAUGGCACUACUUUGGAGGACAUUGAUGCAGUGAUUUAUGCGACCGGGUAUUCGAUGGAGUUUUCGUUUUUGGAGAAUUGGACAGAAAUUUUCAAUGGUGGUAAAGAUUUCGUAGAUGACCAAGGACCGGAUAGUAAGAAUUGGCAUGCGGCGUGGUUAUAUAAAAUGGUUUUUCCGCCUCGGUAUCAGAAUAUUGCGUUCAUAGGGUUUGUGUUUUCUACGGGUGCAGUCUUGCCAGUAAGCGAGAUGCAAGCACGAUAUGUAACAGGACUAAUCAUAGGCGAAGUAAAACCUUUACCAUCACCCGAAGAAAUGGAUAAAGCAUUAUCUUCACAGACCGACUGUCCACGUCUAGAAAGCCCAAAACAUCCUUUAAUCCUAACACCAAUCACACCGUAUCUUGAUUUUCUGGCAAAAGAUAUCGGAUGUUUACCCUCCCCAACAAAAGUUUUUUGGCAUUUCGGAUAUAAGGCCUGGAAAAAUGUUUUGUUUGGUGUGCCAAGCGCUAUUCAGUAUCGGUUGUUUGGAAGACAAACGUGGGCGGGAGCUCUUGAAUGGCUUGAUGUUCACAAUGGAGGGACGUUUGCUCCUAUUUAA